CAUUUUUUAACAAAAUCAAAAUGCACCUUAGUAAAGAAAAUGAAAAAUAAAUAUUAAUUUGUUUAUUAUUUUGAGUUUCACCUAGAAAAUUGACUAAAUUAACAAAGUUUUAACAAUACAAGUUAAAAAAAAUGGCGAGUAGUUAUGAAAUUCCUAGUUGGGCCGGGAAGCCACCAACUGGGCUUCAUUUAGAUGUUUUAAAGGAAGACAAAUUAGUCCAAAAGCUAAUGGUUGAUGAAAAGAAAUGUUACUUAUUUGGUCGUAAUGCCCAAAUGAAUGAUUUUUGCAUUGAUCAUGCAUCGUGCUCUAGAGUACACGCAGCGUUUGUGUAUCACAAGCACUUGAAUAUAGCCUACUUGGUUGAUUUGGGAUCAACUCAUGGCACCUAUAUCGGCACAUUGCGUCUAGAAUCGAAUAAACCAACUCAAUUACAAAUAAAUAUGACGUUUCAUUUUGGAGCAUCAACGCGACAAUAUAUUCUCAGAGAAAGACCAUCAGCGGGUCAUAGGUCGAGCAUCAUAGAAGAUCUUCCACUGAAUGAAUCCAGUGAUGGGGCAUUGCUGGGCCUACCCGAGAGUCAAACCGAAUUAGACAACCUCACCGAAUACAACACUGCUCAUAAUCGAAGAAUAUCAAUGUUGGGAAUAACUGACGAUAGUCUUCGAAAGAGCGCGAAUAAAUCACAAAGAAAACGCCGAAGUGUUACUUUCAACGAAGAAGAAAUCGUUAUCAAUCCCGAAGAUGUCGAUCCGAAUGUGGGACGUUUCCGUAAUCUUGUCCAGACAACGGUUGUGCCAAGCAAACGUAUGCGCUUUGAGCCCAAUCAAAUAGGAAUAUCCUCUAGUCUCGUUAACCACUCUAAUGCAAACGAUAUGAAACAUAUGCAUCCGACUUCGAAUACCCCACAAUUGUAUCAAGACCUUCCCGAAGCUCAUGAUCAGAGCUCUAGUCGUUUGAAUAGUGGGAAUGAUUUUGACAUAACACCAAUUGCAAUGGGUACAAAAUUGGGACUUCUUCUACCAAACCCUGCUCCGGAUGUAACGCCAACUGUUGCUGAGCCUGCAGUUUCUAAGCGAAAAAUACCCUUUCCAGGAGGAGCAAAUGUACAACGCUUUGAGGAUCAUUCAGUGCUGGAGAAUAGCAAUGAACCGCAGAAGAAAAAAUACGCAAAGGAAGCAUGGCCUGGUCGAAAACCUAUGCUUGGACAGUUGUAAUAUUUCGUCUUGUAUUAUUAGUGUGUUCUUUUUGCGGAAGUUUUAUUUUGUAUUGCUUUGAAUUGAAUAAAACAAAACAAACAAAUUAA
This is a messenger RNA of Eupeodes corollae, 1303 nucleotides long. RefSeq names its product nuclear inhibitor of protein phosphatase 1 (gene NiPp1). Gene Ontology annotation, cellular component: nuclear speck. The coding region runs from base 132 to 1214 and encodes 360 amino acids. The transcript is spliced from 6 exons. The record is from RefSeq and is a predicted model, not a curated record. NCBI's taxonomy places the organism in Eukaryota, Metazoa, Arthropoda, Insecta, Diptera, Syrphidae. Gene Ontology annotation, molecular function: protein binding; mRNA binding; protein serine/threonine phosphatase inhibitor activity.